AUGGCAACUGCCGUCAAGACUGCUUCUUUGUUCCCACAUGCUCAUGCGCCUUUCUCUGAUGUUCCCACGCUUCUCUGGCACCAUCCGGCUUUCGGUGUUUAUGGUUCGCACUGGUUAGCUGCUCUUUUGCGGUUUCGCUCCUUCACUCCUCUGCAGACGAGUCGCGCCAAUAGUACCCAGCAGGCGUCUCUUAUCUCUGCUUUGACUGAGGGCGACUCCGAACUUGACGUGAUUCUUUCACUUGGACUUCCUCAACCCCCAUCCUCUUCUUCCCUGUGCGUCUCGCCUCGGGACUUGCCCAAGAACGACCCCCCCACUUCUCCUCUGGCAACGUCGGCCCGGAAGUCUCUUCAUUGUUCCCUGUCAUCGUCUAUCCCUGGCACCGGAAACGCGCAGGAGCAGUCGCCUCGUCCUCUCCUCGGCGCUGCAGCGAGCAAAGCAGCUCUUCACUGCGAAUCCCACAACACAGACUCCGGCGACGGCUUUUCGCGCCGAAAAGGCGACCGUAAGCCAACCAAGAGCCAAGAGACCGCUUUCCCGCCACACAGGUCCUUGGAAGAGGGCGAAGUCUUAGUCCCCUCCGCCUCGUCUGCCUUCCACACUCUCUCUCUUUCUUCGUCUUCAUCUCGCCAACACGAGAAAGACGCUCUCUCCAACCGCAGUCACCAGUCUGCCGCCCCGCCCGCGACGUCAGCUGGACGCAGCGGGAAAUCUCCGCAUUUGUCUGCCAAGUUGUCGCCUCUGUGUCGCGAAGAGGAACGAGGGACCGAAAGAUGUAAACGGUACGGCGUUCGCAAGAGAAACGAAAAAACCACCAGCGACGCCAGCAACGAAAUCUCGAGUAUCGCUGCGGCUGCAGCCGCCGAAGCCGCCCGCGGAGCCGCCGCCGCCGAGGCCGCUGCCGCCGCAGCCGCCGACGCCGCUGCAGCUGCGGUGGACCGGGAAACUUCGAAGGACUUGCAAAUCGAGCAUCUGAGAGCCGAGAACCGGAAACUCCACCUGGAGAAGCAGCUCUUGCAGCAACGUCUUCAGUCUGAGUUACGGGCCUCUGAGGCGUCGAAUAAACGGGCAAUGGCUGCCGAGAGAGCACAGUGGGAGGGCGAGAAAAACCGCCUCGAGAUACAAAACCGGAGUCUUCAAGACGAAGUUUCGCGCUUGGAGUCUCACCGGGAAAAUGAGAGCCGCCGGUUUGCGACAGCAUUGCAAACGCUGGAGGAAGACCAAGAACAGGAGCGCAGGCGGAUCGAGAAACAGAUGACCAGUCUGUUAGAGGAGGAAGAGAAGAAGAAGCGGAAGGAAGUCGAAAAGGCCAUGGAAGAUGGAGAGAAAAAACGACAAAUGGAGGUGAAGGAGUUGGAGAAAAAAAUGAAGCGGGAGAUGGAGGCACUGAAGAAGAGCCAUGAAGAUGACCUUGCCCGCCUGCGGCAGCAAACAACAUCUCAGGGGGACAUCUGCGCUCUUCUUCGUCACGUAGAAUCCUCAGCCGAGUCCAUCAAGUUCAUCACGGAACGCCUAAGCGAAGAGUCUACGCAGGGCAGACAACAACUUGAUUUUCAGAGAGCAGAACGGGAGGUGACUCUGAAAGCGAUGGAGGACGAGUUGAAGACGCAGCAGAAGCAGACAGCUGAACAACAUGGGGCUCUCGUCGCUCUGUUGGGCGACUUUCAGAGACAGCAGGAAGCCAGUGAAGAACGACAUCGGAAGGAGAGAGAAAGGCUAGACGCUGAACAUGCUGCGCUGCGCCAGUUGCAGCUGACUCUCAAAUGUGCAGACGAGCAGCAGAAAAGGAUGUUUGAAGAACUGAAGACGGCAAUCGAGGACGAGAAGCGCGAUCUCAUGAGAAAGAGCGAAGCGAAGGAAUUCGAACUAAAGGAUCGCGAACAACGGCUCGAGGUCGCUCAACGGCGGCUAGAGGGCGAGCGACGGGCCAUCGAUGCUGCAUCGCGAGGUGUGGAAGAAACGCGAGCGAGGGCGGCAGCCCGCCUGCGGGAAGUUGAGGGCGAAGUCUUUGAAGAGCGGCAGCACGCGCUCCGAGAGUUGGAGGCCGUGGAAGAGGAACGUCGACAGCUCCAGCAGACGAAGCAAGAACUCACCCUCAUUCGGGCGGACCUCGAUCGCCGGCAGCAUGCGGUGGAGGAAGAGAGACAAAAGACGCAGACGCUUCUUCUCCAGGUGGAGAAAAAAGAGGCAGAGAUCAAGCGGCUGCACUCCGAGGCAAUGGAAGCGAGAACCCAGGCAGAGCUACGCGCCAUGCAUGCAGAGCAGCUCCGGCGCUGCGCCCCGGGGCCAAGUUCGCAGAGAAGAUUUGGGCCCUCAACCCGUCAGCAGCGAUAUGGGCGCAGCUGCGCGAGCCUUGGCUUCCUCAGUGUAUCGGCGGUCGACGUCGUCUCUUUCCUCGAGUGA
Molecule: messenger RNA, 2403 nt
Organism: Neospora caninum
Lineage: Eukaryota; Apicomplexa; Conoidasida; Eucoccidiorida; Sarcocystidae
Exons: 9
Coding region: 1-2403 (800 amino acids)
Source: RefSeq, a predicted model, not a curated record